Molecule: messenger RNA, 801 nt
Organism: Diorhabda carinulata
Lineage: Eukaryota; Metazoa; Arthropoda; Insecta; Coleoptera; Chrysomelidae
Gene: NC2beta
Product: protein Dr1
Exons: 2
Coding region: 75-605 (176 amino acids)
Biological process (GO): chromatin remodeling; positive regulation of transcription by RNA polymerase II; negative regulation of transcription by RNA polymerase II
Cellular component (GO): negative cofactor 2 complex
Molecular function (GO): core promoter sequence-specific DNA binding; protein heterodimerization activity; general transcription initiation factor activity
Source: RefSeq, a predicted model, not a curated record
UUUGACAGUAAAUAUCAAACUAAAAAGCUAAUUAUUUUUUCAAUAUUCUACCAAUCUAAGUUUACAAUAAGAUUAUGUCUAAUCCAAAUUCAACGCCACCUCUUGGAACUGCAAAUACAGAAGAAGAUGAACUUACUCUACCUAGAGCUAGUAUUAACAAAAUGAUAAAAGAACUAGUACCUUCUGUCAGAAUAGCGAACGAAGCUAGAGAAUUAAUCUUAAAUUGUUGCACUGAAUUCAUACAUUUACUUAGUUCGGAAGCAAAUGAAAUUUGUAACCAAUUACAUAAAAAAACUAUAAAUGCAGAACACGUUCUUAUGGCCUUGAAUAGACUCGGUUUCUCUGAUUAUACAGCAGAGGCAGAAGCAGUUUUAAAAGAUUGUAAAGCAGUAGCAGCUAAACGUAGACGUCAAAGUACUAGAUUAGAAAACUUAGGUAUUCCAGAAGAGGAAUUAUUGAGACAACAACAAGAAUUAUUUGCCAAAGCUAGACAAGAACAAGCUCAAGCUGAUCAACAACAAUGGGAACAAUUACAAGCUGCAGCUGCCAGACAAGCUUUGCAACAACAACAGCAACAAGGAGGAGAGGAUAUGGACGAUUUUUAGGAUAAAAGUAAAAAUAUUUCUUUAUUUUUCGCCUUACUCUAGUUUUAUAUAAAAUAAUUUGUAUAUAUUUCGAUUAGAAGAUUAGAUUGAUAUUAAAUUAAGAACUAUUCGAAAUUAGACGUUUAAAAGGUGAAUUUGUUCAAAAAUAUGGACAAUAAGAGUGUUAAUUUGGAAAAAAUAAAUUUAUUUUCAUAUA